UUAUCGCCUCACUAUUCAAUCCCCCCAAUUCACUUCCCAAAAUAUUCAAGCUCAAUCUCAAAAUAAAAAACAAUUCUUCCAAUUCAACUUAUAUAUUGUAUUCCAACGACAGAGGAUUUUCCGACAGGCUUCAAUCCCGUAAUCCAAUCUUCUUAUUCCCCCUUUCCACUCUCCCACGCCUCACCACCGUUUCCCCAAAAGGGUCCUUUUUAUCUUUGGAUUUUAGCCUCAGAUUCUGCAGAAAAAAUCGAUUAAAGGCAAGAGCUUGAGAUCAUUACUAAUUCAUGUUUUUUUUUGCUUGAACCGUACUCAUGGACUCCCCUCAAUCGGUUGUUUCACCCCUCAAGAGCUCUUUCCUGGAGUCUGAGAAGCAGCAUAUGACAGAAAAGUCGAGCCUCUUCACAAGGGAGAUCAAUUCCCAGAGGAAUGGAAGUGAAGUUGGUAACGUGGAGGAGUUUCUCGGAGCUCUGAAGGUGUACAUACACCAAGCUCGGGAUAUCCACAACAUAUGCAUCUAUCAAAAACAAGACGUCUAUGCUAAGCUCUGUGUGACUAGUGAUCCCGAGAAGACAGUCUCCACCAAGAUCAUCAAUGGUGGUGGGGCAAACCCUGUUUUCAAUGAGAAUCUCAUUCUCAACGUUCGCAAAGUUGAUUCCUCCCUUAAAUGUGAGAUAUGGAUGCUAAGCAGGGUGAAGAAUUAUCUUGAAGAUCAGCUUCUCGGGUUUGCUUUGGUGCCUAUAUCUGAAGUCCUCCUCAACAAUGGUAAGUUGGAAAAGGAGUUCUCCCUUUCCUCAACCGAUCUCUUCCACUCACCUGCGGGAUUCGUUCAGCUGUCCGUGUCGUAUGAUGGAGUGCCGCCUGAGGUCAUUCCAAUCCCGGCACCGCUCACGUCUGCGGAGAGUGAUUCAGUGACCAAGGACACUGAAUCUGCCAAGUCUGUUCCUGAUGACAUGGACAAGAUUGAGUUCCCUGACCCUAAUGUCGCAAACGAGAAUCACCAGAUGGUCGAGGAAUAUUUUGGGAUGCCAUGUAGCAACAUGGACUCACCGAGUUCAGGCAGCUUGGUCAGUUCCGAUACUGAAAAUCAGGUGAGCUCCGAGGCUGAGGUUCAGCAUGGAGAGAGUUUCUCGGUGGGAACUGUGAGCUCGAAACCUUUGCCAAAGGUUGAUUCUCCUCUGAGCUGUGCAUCAACGGAUGGAGGUUCGUCUGCGUCAGCUCCCGUGAGUUUUCAGUCUUGUGAGACUCCGAAAGAUUCAAAAUCUCAGGGCGAGGAACUCGUUUCACCUCCUAAAGACAAAUCCAAGGAAAAAACUGCAAACAGCGACAGUAAUGCUUCAGGUGCGGUGUCGAGUGAUACGCCUGCAAAACCGGUUGUGACAGUGCCGGAGCCGAAGGUGGUUCAGCAGGACAUAGUGGAUAUGUACAUGAAGAGCAUGCAGCAGUUCACUGAAUCCUUGGCCAAGAUGAAGCUUCCGAUGGACUUUGAGAACGGGCCGACCAGCUCGGAGAAUUCAACGAGCUCUGAGCAGAAGACUCCAGGAUCGAAGAACUCGGGCUCUCGUGUGUUUUAUGGAAGCAGAGCUUUCUUCUGAGCAUGCUGCUGAGGCUCUCCCAAGAUACACAAGGUGAGUUUAGUGAUUAGAAUGGAGACUAAUGCUAGUAGUAGCAUUUUAAAUGUAAUGUAACCUGGUGUUUGGGACUUUAUCUGGCUAUGUAUUAGAGAUUAUAAAAAGGGAUACUACUGACUUGUAUGUUGUAUGAGUCUUGUGUCAUCUGAGUUAAUUGUGAUGUACAUUUGAGACACCACCACUCCCUAUUAGUCUAUUUUCAACUGUUUUUUGCA
Messenger RNA from Salvia hispanica, 1843 nucleotides. RefSeq lists its product as uncharacterized. The record is from RefSeq and is a predicted model, not a curated record. Lineage: Eukaryota; Viridiplantae; Streptophyta; Magnoliopsida; Lamiales; Lamiaceae.